AGUAAUCUUCAUUUUUUUGCCAACACCACUUAAACUAAGGUAAGCCAGAAGUGAAGAAUAAGUAGUUUUUAUUGCUACCUUCUUUCAUCUUCAUCACGGAUCCUGCCUGUUGAUGUAAGUAGUUGUUGUUGUUUUAUUCAUUUUCGGUACGAAGGCACCUCCGUGAUUGACCGUAGUUGACACUGCAUCAACGCGUCCAGAAUGGCACACAUCAACAUGGCAGCAGGCGCAGUAUUCGUUCCAUCCUCGGGUUGCUCCGGCUCAUCCCAAAGAAAACGGGUGCUAGCAACUCGUUCACUUGUCACCACGUGGGUCGUCCCGAGCGGGGUGGAGCGGCUAUCUUCCCAGGUUCGCGUCCGACAUUAUCCAAGGUUUGCAGCUGGCGAUCGUCGAUGGAACCAAGCGAAAUCGCUGAAGUUGGUCAACAUGGAUUCGCAGAAGCAUGGUCGGAAUUAUCGGGUCGGAAUAGGCAACCUCAUCGGUAAUUUGCAGAUUGGAGGCUCCUCGUCGUCCACUUGUUUACGAACUGACAAAAAAGCGGAGGCUCUGAGAUUGGAACCUCCACGACAGUGCGACAACCCGCAGCUCUACAGGAGUACAAGCCGACGGUUCUACGGUACGAGUAAACAUUCUAAUGAAGAGGCUGUGGUGGAUGAGUUUUCGACUGCCUAUG
Messenger RNA from Amoebophrya sp. A25, 673 nucleotides. The record is from the annotation of a GenBank genome assembly. Lineage: Eukaryota; Dinophyceae; Syndiniales; Amoebophryaceae.